Acanthochromis polyacanthus (spiny chromis) is the source of this 5549-nucleotide messenger RNA. RefSeq names its product ST18 C2H2C-type zinc finger transcription factor (gene st18). Gene Ontology annotation, biological process: regulation of transcription by RNA polymerase II. Lineage: Eukaryota; Metazoa; Chordata; Actinopteri; Pomacentridae. Gene Ontology annotation, cellular component: nucleus. The record is from RefSeq and is a predicted model, not a curated record. Gene Ontology annotation, molecular function: DNA-binding transcription factor activity, RNA polymerase II-specific; zinc ion binding; RNA polymerase II cis-regulatory region sequence-specific DNA binding.
CUGUUUUGAAUGGACAGCGUUUUUCUUUGUGUGCCCGAUCAAAACAGAGGGCAAAGUUAGUCAGCAAGUUGCAUAGCUUCUGCAUUCUGAUUCUUCAAGCCUCUUUUGUAUGAAGUUUAGCACAAUGUUUUACAUUGUGUUUGACCUGAAUGGCAUGCUGGAGAAAACAAUGAAAGGAGCGGACAAAGCGAUUGUGGCAAAGUCCUUUGGAAAAUGGAAAAGCAGCUCUCUAAGGUCCAGGACCAUGGAGAAGCCGGAUGAGCCGUCCGAGGAGAGUAAGGAGGAGAGCCUGUCCAACUGCACCUGUGAAGCCCCCCAACUCGGCAAGAAACCAGUUGAUAAUGAAUUAAAUGAUCACUUCCUGAGAGAGAAUAAGCGUGAAAGCGUCAACCAGGGUGAACAGAGUGGAUCUGGCGUCUUGUCCUACAGAGCGCUCGGAAAACUACAAUCAGAGAUGGAUUCUGAAGGCGAGGAGCAAACCUUGAAAACGUGUAACAGUAGCACAGGGCUGGCCGACUGCAACAGCGAGACUCACAGCCCAUAUGGGCCCAUGGCGAGGAAAAGGAGUGCUCAGGAAGGGGUGCAGGGUGCCCCCGUCAACAAGAGAAAGUCCCUGCUGAUGAAGCCCCGCCACUACAGCCCCAGCGAGGCAUGUGAAGAGGAGAGUGAGGACCUGGCACCGCCACAGGACAAAGAAGAGCUGAGGAACAUUGACACUCCAGCAGAUGGAAACUUAAAUGCAGUCAAUGGAGUGGUCAACAGAAAUGGCUGCCAUGACGUGGCAGCAAAAUCCAGCAAUUCCCUUGGAUGGUCUGAAGUCACAUCUAAUGGCUCUCCACAGUGUGAGCCAGACACCUCUGAACCUCUGAAUGAAGAUGAUGAAGAGCUUCUUAAUAACGAAGAAGAAGACCAAAGUCAAGACAGGAUGAGCAGUGCAUCAUCACCACAGAGUCCAUACAGAGACAUGCGGGAGGCUGAGUGGGAGCCUCUGUCUCUGUCUGCUAAGGUGAACAGCUCAAACUGCAGUCCUUCCAGAGCCUCUGAAGACCCAAGCAGGAAUGGCCACGUGAAAGAAGAGCCUCACCUAGAGUUAGGUGGUCCGAUGGGUCGAGCGACUUUUCAGGCUGAAGCUUUAAGAUACAGGCUGUUACCCACUGAGGAGGACAGAGGGGAGGCAGAGGUGGAGAGGCCACCCCGGCUAGACAGCUGGGCUCUGGGCCUCCACGAGAGAGGCCUCGAAAUGAGCCGAGGGAGAGUGAACAUGAGCCUGUUGGAGCAGGCUAUAGCUCUGCAGACAGAGCAAAGACAGGUCCUGCAUCAUGCCUACAGAGAGAUGGACCGCUUCCUCAUGGAGCAGAUGACCAAUGAGAGGAGGCACCAGAGGAUGAUGGACAUGGACAGCAGGUUGAACUACCAUGGAGGAAAAGAUUCUCCACGGACAGAUAAAAAGGAUAAGUGUCCAACUCCUGGCUGUGAUGGCACUGGUCAUGUGACAGGACUGUACCCACAUCACAGGAGUUUGUCUGGGUGUCCACAUAAAGUCCGAGUUCCCCCAGAGAUCCUGGCCAUGCAUGAGAACGUCCUCAAGUGCCCUACACCUGGGUGCACAGAGGGCCAUGUCAACAGCAACCGUAGCACCCACCGGAGUCUCUCCGGCUGCCCCAUUGCUGCUGCAGUGAAAGUCUCCAAACCUCAGGACGAGAGCCUGAAAUGCAGACAAACACCUGAUCGCUCACCGAGAGCCAUCGGCUUAAUAAAGAAGUUUGAGAUGAACCAGUUGAACUACAGGCUCUCUCAUCCAGUAGCAGCUUUGCAAACUAGCCUCACAAAAGACAUGGACAAGUACAGCAGAAUCCGCUUUGAUUACGCCAGCUUUGAUGCACAAGUCUUCGGCAAACAGCCUCUGAUGGGGGCCAACCAGACCAGGAAAUGUCCCAUUUUCUACUGGUGGCCGCUUGGCGCACCUCUGGGUCAGCACAGCCCGCCGAGUCAAUUCAAAAAAAGAAGAUGUCUCCAAGCCGCAGCAGCGACAGCCGCCAUCCUUAACCUCUCCACUCGCUACCGGAAGAACAUGGAGGCUGUCGCCGGGCCGGCCUUGGCAACUCCACAAAGGACAUUGCUCAUAGAGGUGGACGAAAACGGCACCUUGGACUUGAGUAUGAAGAGAGCAAGAAAACAAAAGCCCCGACCAAGGACACCUCCACACGACCCGCUGUCUCUCCUGAAUCCACUUGUGGCCAAAGGCGGGAGCGUUCUCAUCAGCCCCUCCUUCUACCAGCCGCUGUGUGAGAGAGACAGCUGGGAGAGCCCCAUCCCUGUCAACUCAGCAAAGCACACGUUUUACAGGAUCAAAGAGGAGGAUUAUGAUCAGUUCUCCUUGGAGGACCAACACUAUAAGGGGGACGGCAGAUAUGAUGAGCCCCUCAAAGCCAAGCUGCUAUUUACGAGAUUCAAAGAAGAGCUUUUGAGCUGUCCGACCCCAGGCUGUGACGGCAGUGGCCAUGUGACGGGGAAUUAUGCAUCACAUCGGAGUGUGUCUGGAUGUCCCCUGGCUGACAAAACACAAUCACUGAUGGCAGCCAACUCUCAGGAACUAAAGUGCCCAACACCUGGUUGUGAUGGAUCUGGACAUGUGACUGGGAACUAUGCUUCGCACAGAACUUGUCAGGAAUGUCCACGUGCCAGAAAAGGAGGUUUGAAGCUCACACCAAACAAGGAUGACAAAGAUGAGCAAGAGCUUAAGUGUCCAGUAAUUGGAUGUGACGGACAGGGCCAUAUCGGGAAAUACACAUCCCACCGCAGUGCAGGCAGUUGUCCACUUGCUGCCAAAAGACAGAAGGAGUCGUCCAUCAAUGGACUGCCCUUUGCCUGGAAGACCAAUAAACAGGAACUGCCCCAUUGUCCCUUGCCUGGCUGCAAUGGCCUUGGACAUGCCAAUAAUGUGUUUGCCACUCACAGAAGCUUGUCAGGUUGCCCACUGAACGCACAGAGUAUCAAGAAAAAGCACUCCGAAGAAGAGAUGAUGACUAUCAAACUGAAAGCCAGCAGUGGUGUUGAAAACAAAGAAGAUAUUCAACAUUUGGAUCAUGAAAUCAAAGAAUUGAAUGAAUCUAACAUGAAAAUAGAAGCAGACAUGAUGCAACUCCAAACCCAGCAGAUCUCGUCUAUGGAAUGUAACCUGAAGACAAUUGAAGAGGAAAACAAGAUGAUCGAACAGCACAAUGACAGCCUUCUGAAGGAGCUCGCUCGCCUUAGCCAAGCUCUCAUUAACAGUCUUACAGACAUUCAGCUGCCUCAAAUGGUACAGACCCAUCAGUGAGCAUAAUUUGAAGCCUAUGUGAACACAUUAACUGAUAUGUACAACAACUCGGAGCAUGAAUACUCCCCAGAGUGCAAGGCCCUCUUGGAUAAUAUCAAACAGGCUAUUAAGGGCAUCCAUGUUUAAGCUGUAGAGCUACCAAGAGGUUUCUUUGACUUGGGAUAAUGGCACUAGAUAGCUCUAUUUCACUGAAGAGUGCUGGCUUGGCUGCAUGUAUAAGACAAGGCUUUCGGAAAUGUGUUUGGCAUUUCCCGGUAAAUAUACUGCACUGAGAAAAUUACCAGCCAGAUUUGUAAUGCUUUUACUGUUUCUGCAUUCACUUGAUAUGUUUAUUCUGGUGAGACUUUUUUUUUUUUUUUUACCCCUCUUGCACUUAAUUAUUUGUAUGGUUUGCUUGAUUUUAAUCUGUACGUGUUCAUGUCAUUCUUAUAUUAUCGCUAUUUAUUAUUAUAUUUGUUCAUCAGUGUAUUUAUUUCCUUGAUUUUAUUUAUUUCUAGAACUGUAAAUGCUUAAUAUUUGAGAAAUCUGUUUGACUUUCUGCACAUUGUAAAUUACAUAGAAGCACAUUCCAAUUUCAUGGCAUACUUUCGCCAUCUAGUGUUGAAAAACCUAUAUUAUUAUUACUAUUAUGAUUAUUAUUAUGAUUAUUAUUAUUAUUAUUAGACCAUAAGUUGAAUUUCCCUUCAAAGUGAAAACCUACCAAAACUACUAAGCAUUAAUAUUUUUAAGCAUUGCUUUGCUUUCUUUAUUGGAAACUGAAUGUAUGGUAAGACAAAGUGAACAUUGAGAUUUAAAAAAUGCAAUGCAAAUGUACUGUACCUUUUUCUACUCAACCAAUAACAGCUGGAUGCAACCAGGAGGUGACACUGAGCAAAAAUGCAACAUCAUUUGGUGAACUGAAUGUCCGAUUCUGCUUUGCAUAGCGUGCCACAAGAAGAGUGCAACAAAAAUCAAAAAUUCACUUGUCAAGAUGUCUUUCUUUUUUUAAAUAUAGAUAUUAAACUGCCUUCUGUGCACACACUUUGGAGUGUGCAUAUAGUAUGUGCCUAAAUGUAUAUGAAUCCAUAAAAUAUACAAGUACUAUGUUUUGUGGUAGGACAGUAUUAUGUGGAUGGUGUCUAAUUUAUUAUACAGUACAAUUAUUUUCAUAGGAGGAAACGUUCCUGAUGACUGUUUAAAUACCGUUGUCUCAGUAGCUGUAAUCUCAGAGUCAGGUUUUGAAAUAUCACGACUGAGAUUGAAAGUCUGGUGUUUAUUUUAAUUUUGCUGGCAUGAAGAGGAGACAAAAAGGAAGGAGUGAAUUGAAAAAAAAACAUCUACUCCUAUCUUAUCUAAAACUGCUUACAGGCCUUAAUAUUCAACCAGUCUUACAGUUUGAAUAUUCUUGGGCAGAUUCGAAUAGUAGCUAUUUCAAAACCGAGCUGACUACCAUUACAACUCGCAUUUCAGUUUCAAUCAUUAAAUGCAAAAGGACAAAAAAAGAAAAAAGAAAAAAAAAGAAAUGAAAACAUAGACAAAUGAUAGUUGUUGGCUAAUCAGUUGUUUGUUUGCAUCAAUUGCACUUUUGUAUUUUUAAUUCUUUCGUGUUUUUAGUUCGCCAUACUGCCCUCGACUUCAACAAAAAGAGGAAAAUGGGACGCUGUGGUCGUGUCACGGUACUAUACAUUUGAAUCUCUCGAUCUUACAUGAGGUUAAUCCCCAGAGUUAAAUGAGUAAUUCAUUUGAGCAAUACAUUUUUCAUUUCUGCAAAAAGACGUCAAAAACAUGUAGCCUAGGACAUUUUGAAGGAAAUAAAAUGUUACAGGCAAACGAGCCAAAUUACAUGAAAAACAAAACCCUAUUUAUCCAAAUACUCAAUAUGUUUUAAAGAAUUUUAAUCUUUUAAAAACCGAAUCACACUCUUUAAACCUAGCAAUCCUUUAUUUAUAAUUUCUUAUAUUUAAUUCCUAUACCACACAUUGUUUGCUCAGGAAGUUUUGUGAAUAAUAUUUAUUUUUUCCCUGUUAGUAUUUGAUGUUUUGUAAUGUGAAAUGCUUUUUUGUGGAACGAUAUUAGUAUGAUAUGAAAUUGUACUGUAUUUUCUUUUCUUUUACAUUAAAAUGUAAUGCUUUUUUUCAGUUGAGGUAGUUUGUAAAUUGAAACUUCCUAUUACUUUUACUAUUUCAUAAUAAACAGAUAUGCGCUGUGUUGUACAGUUUGUGUAUGGUAGAAAUAAAACUUUUCAAAUGGU